Solanum verrucosum is the source of this 1491-nucleotide messenger RNA. RefSeq lists its product as uncharacterized. Gene Ontology annotation, cellular component: nucleoplasm. The transcript is spliced from 6 exons. Gene Ontology annotation, biological process: regulation of gene expression. Gene Ontology annotation, molecular function: RNA binding. The record is from RefSeq and is a predicted model, not a curated record. Lineage: Eukaryota; Viridiplantae; Streptophyta; Magnoliopsida; Solanales; Solanaceae. The coding region runs from base 1 to 1335 and encodes 444 amino acids.
AUGGAUUUUGAUGAGGAACAAAAUGGAGAAAAUGAAGAUGUGGAAAUGGCUGAUAAAGUAGGCGAUAGGGAAGCCCAUGAAUUUAAACCUUCAAUCAAUGGUUGUUCAGUAAGAAAACUUUUUGUUGGAGGCAUUUCUUGGAUGACAACCAAAGUAACUUUUUUCUUUAACAUUCCAGAAUCACUUAGGGAGUAUUUCAGCCAGUUUGGAGAGGUAGCUGACUCUGUAGUGAUGUAUCAGAAAAUCUCUGGAAUGCCACUAGGAUUUGGAUUUGUUACAUAUGCUGACCCGGAAAUUGCAGAUAAAGUUUUAAAGGAAGACCAUACCAUAGAUGGUAAAAAGGUCGACGUGAAGAUACCAGUAACUUAUAGACAGAGAAUUUUUGUUGGUGGUCUUCCAUUAUCUUUAACUGAAGGCGAGUUGAAGGAAUAUUUUUCUUCUUAUGGCAAUGUUGUGGGGCAUCAGAUCAUUUUGGAUAAAACAACUGGUCGGAUCCAACGUUUUGGCAUUGUGAGUUUUGAUAAAGAGGAAGCAGUUGAAAAAGUUUUAUCUAAUGGCCAUAUCCAUGAACUUCGUGGCAAACAAGUUGAAAUUAAGAGGGCUAAGUCAAAGAGAGAUUGUGCUGAACAUACAAGUGAAAGCCAGAUACAUCAUCGUGGGAGUGGUUCAAAAUCAUAUUAUGGCGAUGGUGGUUCUCUAGAGGCUUUUGGCGGAAGAUAUGGUGGAAAUAUGGGUAGCGGUUAUGGUGGAUAUGGAGGAUAUGAAGGAUACGGUGACUAUGGCGGGUAUGGCAAGUUUGCAGGAAGUUAUGGUGUAAGUCCUCCAGGAUUUUACCCUGGAUACGGUUAUGGAUUUUGGUUUGGUGGAGCUAUGUAUGGUGCAGCUGGUUACGAAGGCAGCACCUAUGGUAUACCUGCCUACUAUGGUGGUGGUAGUGGUUAUGGGAACAGAGGUAACGGCUCGAAUGAUGGGGGAAAUGGAGGAUAUGGAGGUGGUGGCGGAAAUGGUGCCUAUGCAUAUGGGAACGCUGGUGCUGCUAAUGGAAGGUUAAUGCCUGCCUACUAUGGUGGUGGUAGUGGUUAUGGGAACAGUGGUAACAACUCGAAUGAUGGGGGCAACAGAGGAUAUGGAGGUGGUGGCGGAAAUGGUGCCAAUGCAUAUGGGAACGCCGGUGCUGAUAAUGGAAGGUCUGUGCUUGCCUACUAUGGUGGUGGUAGUGAUGAUGGGAGCAGAGGUAAUGGCUCGAAUGAUGGGGGUAACGGAGGAUAUGGAGGUGGUGGGGAAAAUGGUGCCACCGGUGCUGAUAAUGGAAGGUCUCAUCCUUCUUUGAAGUGACAGGACCGCCUCCAAGGCUGCAAAUAUUUGAUGACUUUUGACCACUAACUUCUAGUAAGAUAGAUGUAUUAGCCUGUUAGCUUUGGGAUGUAAAGAUAGCAUAGUUCUUUGUUUUAACUUUUACAAGUUAAUCAACCAUCUUAUAUUGUAAGAAAA